AUAUUAAUAUUGUUUUUUUAUUUUUUUAUUUUAGCGGCAAGAGAUGCAGUAAUCGAAAAAAUAGAAUACACAGUGGGUGACACAAAAUUAUAUUUUACAGGCGAAUUUUUAAACCAAAUUAAAUUUAAUGAUACUGAUUUAUUUGUAGAUGAUUUCAACGAUCUAAGUUCGAAUUAUACCGAUGGUUAUUUUGUAUUAAAAAGUCCCUUGGAAAAGCCAUAUACCAUUGUAAUUAAUACAAUGUUAGAAGGUAUUAAAACAUUAAGUAUUUUUGUUCACAAUUGUUUAAACGAUUGUAGUGGUGCUAAUGGCAAUUGUAACGUAACUACAUUUAAAUGUGAAUGCAAUUCAGGCUGGGGUGGCACGGACUGUUCAAUUGAUCAAACUUUUGAAUGUAGAAAUAACUGUAGUGGUAAUGGAAGGUGUAAUUCAGAUAUGACAUGCAAUUGCAAUCCAGGUUACAAUGGUGUCGCUUGUGACUUGUUUACAAAGGAUUUAGGGCUAUCAAUGAAAAUGAAUAAAAGCAAAACAUCACCAACAAUUCAUUUGGGUUCAUUCGAUAUGAACUCUUCAAAUAAAUCAUUGCAAAUGAAUCAAUAUACCAAGGCUUCAGACUAUUCAAUAUUUAUAUCAUAUAUUCAAGAGGUGGAUACUUUUGGUAAACUAGUUCAAGUUUAUAAUUUAACUCAGGCUUUGUGGUAUUUAGUAUCGAGUAAUCAGAGUGUAUCCAUUUAUGAAACAGAGUUAUCUAUAGGUUCAAAAUUUUUAGUAACUAUCGAGUUAAUUCCAAAUGUUACAGAGAGAAUAUGGGCAAAUCAGCUUACAGUUAUUCCAGCCAACUCUAUUAAAUACUCUAUCAGGGCCAGUAACUACACAUUUUCAUCAAAUCUCAAUAAAUUGGAAAUGUUUUACCAAGCAACACCUAGUUCACAACUAGAAUGUGCAAUCAAACAACAAAUUGCAUGGGGUGCCAAAAAAUCUACCGAUAUGCAUUGGGUAACAAUACCAAAUAACCAAUUACAGCUCUAUGGUAGAUUUUCAAAUUAUAUGAUAUUGGACGAUCAAAUAAUAUCAACAUCAAACGAAGGUUUGGAAUUUGGAGCCACUAUUCAAGUUAAAGUCAAUAUUCCAUUCUUUAAAGAUUAUGUCGAACUAGACCCAGAUUUUUCAGUACUGGUGGAUGUCAACAUGGACGAAACUGUGUAUGACGAAUGUGGGAAUCCGGUAGGAACAAAAUCAAACAGAAAAUGGGUCAUUCCAGUGGCAAUUGUCGUUUCAGUUUGUGGCGCCACUAUUUUAUUUAUUGCAGUUUUUUCAAUUGCCUAUAAAAAGAAUACAAAUUUAAGAACUAAAGUGCUUUCAUUCAAAUCGAAAAUCAAUACAAAAAACAAUAUAUCGAUGAAAAAAGUUUAA
Dictyostelium purpureum is the source of this 1413-nucleotide messenger RNA. RefSeq lists its product as uncharacterized. Gene Ontology annotation, biological process: sexual reproduction. The transcript has a single exon. Lineage: Eukaryota; Evosea; Eumycetozoa; Dictyosteliales; Dictyosteliaceae. The record is from RefSeq and is a predicted model, not a curated record. The annotation marks the transcript as partial.